GGACAGGCAUAUUCCCAAACUUGAUGGGAGGAUGCGACGCAUAUUCACGUCCAAACCCAAUUGCAGAGAGAGAGAGCGCGCGCGACAGAUCCGUGGCUGCAGAAGCAACAAGGGAACACGCUCUCUCUCGAAAGAAAGAAAGAAGGAAACACGCUCUCUCCCCCCGUUGACUGAAUCAGUUUUCUCCUCUCUCUUUCUCCACCUUUCUGGUCUUGCAUUCCUCAGAAAUAUACUUUCUUGAUCGGGUUAUAUACAUAGAUAUAGAUAAAGAUUAAGGGAGAGAUUUGGUGAAUUUUGGUUUUGUUUACGUGUGUGUGUGUGUGUGUAUGGAGGGAGGGUUGAUGGAUGACUUGGCUGGUUCAUCUGGAUCGGUGAUGCAGAAUAGGGCCAUGACGACGUCUUCUCUGUCUUCGUCAUCGUCUUUGUCUGUAUUUACGAAUUACCCUCUCAUUUCCGCCCUCCUGGCCUUCGCGAUCGCCCAAUUAAUCAAGUUCUUCACCACCUGGUACAAGGAAAGACGCUGGGAUCUCAAGCAGCUUAUUGGAUCUGGUGGGAUGCCGUCUUCCCAUUCUGCAACUGUCACUUCUCUUGCUGCAGCUGUAGGUUUGCUAGAUGGAUUUGGAGGAUCACUUUUUGCAACUGCAGCAAUAUUUGCAUGUGUUGUGAUGUAUGAUGCAUUUGGUGUGCGGCUACAUGCUGGUCGCCAAGCAGAGGUUUUGAAUCAAAUAGUGUACGAACUUCCUGCUGAACAUCCUCUGGCUGAGAGCAGACCACUAAGGGAACUUCUUGGGCACACUCCGCUACAGGUUAUUGCUGGGGCAUUGCUGGGACUUGUCACGGCAGUAAUUGGCCAUGUGAUCGUUGUAUCUACUGGUCAAGCUUGAUUCCCCGCCGGCUGCAACUCGGCAUCUUCGUCACACACAGAGCUGUUCACAAAUCUGAAUGAAGAGCUGAUAUUGCUGCUUUCUGAAUAGGCAUAUAAACUCUUGUAUUGUAUGACCAAUCUCUUUGAAACACAGUAGGACACUAAAAGUGCAGAAUUCAGUGACAUUCUUUAUGUGAUGAAUACGUUCUUGGCCUGCCUUCUUCAAUGGCCACAUUGAGCAGCCGGGUGACUUUUGUGUCCGCCUACAAGGAUUCAGGCUUGAUAUGUUAUUGUCGUCGUUCAAAAUUCCCGAAAUUACAUUCAUAUCUUUACUCACUCCCAAGAACAAAUGCUAAAAUCUUUUGUACUUUGAUCUCUUUUA
Molecule: messenger RNA, 1247 nt
Organism: Diospyros lotus (date-plum)
Lineage: Eukaryota; Viridiplantae; Streptophyta; Magnoliopsida; Ericales; Ebenaceae
Exons: 5
Coding region: 327-884 (185 amino acids)
Source: RefSeq, a predicted model, not a curated record